AUGAGUGAAAAUGAGUAUGUAUACGAAAUUAUCAACAACGAAAAUGAUGCACGUCUUUGUGCUGAACUUAUCGCUGAAGAAUUUUGUACAUGUAAUCCUAUUACGGUAUUUGAUAAAAUAACAUCAAAAUGUUUUUUUAAAAACUGUUCAUGGCCGUUAAUUAAAGACAUGUUUGAUGAACAAUUAUCAUUUCUGGCGAGACAUCGUUCGUCCGGUGAAAUUAUUGGUGCUGUUUUUGCUGGUGAUUUAUAUAAAUAUCAUCAUAGACAUCCAUAUGAUGCUUGUAGUCCGCCGAGUGUGAUUCCAGUUGGUGAUUUACUCGAUGAAAUGGAUAAUCUUUUUAUUUCACAUGAUUUUGGACAAGAAUUAAAACCUAAUUUCGUUUUACAUAUAACAGUAGCUGCAAUUCGUGCACAACAUUCAGGUAAAGGUGUAGCUAGUCAAUUGCAUAUAGCUCUAUGUAAUUAUGCAAAAAAUGAAAAAGGAUUUAAAUAUGCUCUUGUUCAAGUAACAAAUCAAGCAACACGACAUAUUUAUGUGAAUAAGAUGGGUGGAAAAGAAGUGACAAUUGUUGAUCCAACAACAUGGAUAUGGGAAAAAAAGAACAGUAAACAAUUAUUAUAUCCUUAUAAAGAUUAUAAACAUGGAUCAAUACCGCAUAUCCUUAUUGAAUUGAAAUUUGAUUGA
Rotaria sp. Silwood2 is the source of this 687-nucleotide messenger RNA. Lineage: Eukaryota; Metazoa; Rotifera; Eurotatoria; Philodinida; Philodinidae. The record is from the annotation of a GenBank genome assembly.